Messenger RNA from Rotaria sp. Silwood1, 7824 nucleotides. NCBI's taxonomy places the organism in Eukaryota, Metazoa, Rotifera, Eurotatoria, Philodinida, Philodinidae. The record is from the annotation of a GenBank genome assembly.
AUGGUAUUACCAACCAUUCGACUUCUGAUCGAUUGUACACAACGUUGGUCUCUUUUACAAAAAAAUCCUAAACUUUCAGUAUCUAAUCUACAAUCCAUCAUUGGACAAAUUCCAACUGGUGGUUUUCUUCCUAUGUAUUUUCAUGCACAAAAUGCUGCUAUUUUGAUCGAAAUUGAUCAUAACAACAGCAAUCAAUCAUUAAUUUCUUCUUGGCAAGUUCUAUUACCAACUGAUACAAUUGUAUCUUCUAUUCAACCGCAACUAUCCUGUUUUCCAGUAACAACUUAUAGAUUAUCUGAUCGUUCUUAUCUAACUUCAACGGUACAUUGUGAAUUAUUAAUAGACUUCAUGAAAAAUACGAUUGAAUAUCCAAAAUCUUAUAAAGCCUCUCGUGAAAUAAUGGAAACAAAAGAUGUACCUGUAUCACAUUAUGUAUGUCAGUGGUGGAUUCAACGAUUUCCAGAAAUAACCAUCGAAAAUAGCUCUCAUACAUUAGUUCAAUUCAAUAAAAAGCAUCGUGAUCAAGUUAGAUGGAACAAUGGACAAUUACCUUUUCGACGUUCAGGUUUAUGGAUGACGAUCAAGGUGAUUUUUCAAACUAUUCUAACCAAACGUUUAGGACAUAUUGGUACGAUUGUUUAUAAAUUAUUGAUUACUCAUUUUUUAACACAUAUGAUUUACACAAGACAAACUUCAGCUGAUUCUGUUCUAUCCAUUGAUCUAUUAGUUUAUUGUCUUCGAAAAAUUCUUCGUCGAUUAAAUAAAAUCGAAACUUUGAGUUAUAUGGAAAUUUGGGUUACAUCAUGGUCAGAGAAAUGGAUGAGUCAACCGGCAUCAUGUCGAAAAGAAACAGAACAUUUUCAAAUGUUAUUAAGAUUCUUCGAAGAUUAUCAGAAUCGUGCACUAAUGCAUUAUUGUCCGGAACAAUGUCCAACAGAUCCGAUCGGUUAUAGUCGAUUUCUUCUGACAUCAUUAACAAUAAUUCGUGCUAUGCACCAAAAGUUAUGUCAAGAUAAGAAACUUAAACGAUUACAAUUUCAUUGCAUUGACAAUCCAAAUAUGAUGGAUCUUUUCGAAUUUUUGGUCUUACCGAAUCGUGAAGAUAUGAUGCGAGCUCGCAAUCUCUACGAGUAUUUCAACAAGUUUACACAUCAAUCAUAUCCUGAUCUUUUGACCAAUAUUGAGGAAGAAAAUAGUUUCGGUGUUUAUUUUGCAUCUCAAUCGACCAAGAUAAAUAAUUGUCUUCAAAAAAUCGAAGUCCAAGUUGAUAAAGACAAGACAGAGAAAAUUCAGGAAGUACGACGCGCCAAAGAUAGAUAUCAUCGGCUUAUGAAUUCAAUCAAUGGUUGUCAUUGUACGUGUUAUAGUGCACUUGAUUCUAGGCAAUGCCGUCGAUGUCGAAUUGAGCAACAAGCAGACAAUAUUGAAGUCAGCAUCUACGAAUGUCCAAUACCAUCUCGACGAGCCAGUGCUUUGGCUGUUAUGUUUGAAUUACGAAUGCCAACUGAAGUCAGAUGUUAUCGUGAUGUCCUUUGGCUAUUUAUCAAUCGAUCUCAACAUCGACCAGAUAGUCGCAUGUAUGAAUGGUUAAGAGUUCGUCCUCAUUCAUGCAUAUUCGAGCCAUUAUUUACGGGUCCAAGUGAUUGCAAAGUUAAAAAUGAAGGUACAAUCGAUGGUCAAUGGAAGAAACGAAACAAAGAUAUCUAUGAUGGUUGGUACGAUGGUCAAUAUGAAUCGACUUAUUUAUCGAUUGACUGUUUACGAGGCAUAUUUUUAGUGAAUGGGAUGAGUGUUGGUUAUUUACCGGAAAAAAUUAUCUCCAAUGAAUUAUACGUUCGUGUUUUUAAACAUUAUAUCUUUCAAGUACAAGUGAGUGACUCACCCAAUACGUAUAUUACCAAAUAUACUUAUCCUGAUGACGGUCGAGUUCGAUAUGAAUUUCAUUUUGAUGAUCAACUGAAUCGGUUAAUUGUUCAUGAACGACACAUCAAGACUAAUGAUAUAUUUGAACUGAUACCUUCGAAAUGUUUUGAAACUGAAUUACCAAUCACAUUUGCCUCCGAAUAUAGCCAUUGGAGAAACAUAAAAGACCAGACAAUCGAGUUUCGACCGAUUCAUUUUAAAGAUCCGGAUUUUUUCAAUUACAAACCAUAUGUGUUAAAUAUCGAAACAGGCUAUCUAACGGCUACCAAUAUUAUGAAAACACAAAUAUUAGUUAAUCAAUCGUCGUCACUCUUCCAGAAUUGGUUUACACGGUAUUUCAGUCGUCUCGAUGAAAAGCCCUAUGUGUAUAUGAUGAGAGAUGCUGCAUCAACCGUUAUUCAUAUUCAUCUUUCACGCUUAGCCAUUGCUUUCAAAUACGAUGUAAGCAACCAUUGUUUUACUUCACGUGAAUACUCGAAUAUGUGUAUUGAUGAAGAUCAAUGGUUAGGAACACUGACAGGUUUGAAAUUUGGUCUACUUCUAUCGUCAACGAAAGGAUUCAAUCAUACUCGAAAAUUGAUCGUUCCUUUCGGGCAUGUCGAUGUAAGACAAAGAUCAUCUACUGACCAUCAGAUUGUCACUAUUCAACGAAAGUCAUCAAUGCCAUAUGCUUAUCAAUAUUUUGUUUUUAUUAUGAACGAUCGAUUGCGUAUUAUUCAAUCAACGGAUAGUCCUACUGGGUGGUUGUAUCUGGCAUUACUUCAUGCUCUGACAUCGCAUCCUCUACCUGAUCAAUAUACAGGUAUGACUGGAAUGGAACGUGCUUUUCAAUUGCUCAAUUCCGCUGGUUGCUGGACUGAUCAACCGUUCGAUGCACUUUCUUUACAUAUUCUUCGUCAAAUUGCUGUCAUUUCACCUAGUGCGAAUUAUUCUCGACAAUAUUGUACUUGCAUGCAAACGAUUAAUUGGAAGUAUCACAGUAUCCCGUAUUCAUUACAACAUUGUGGCUAUUAUCUGAUAGCAAAAAAACUCAUCGACGCUAGUGAAAAAUUCAAUUUCAUGCAUCUAUCACCACAUUCGAAAGAGAUGUUAAAACUAGCCGAUGAGAAUGAAUAUGAUGAACAAUUAUUGACAAAACUAUAUUGGGACUAUCAUCAUUCAUACAACCCGAUUGCUCGAUUAUCCACCGAAAUGGAAGAAGAACUACUGGAUAAAACAACGGAAGCACCAUAUCAUCAGACUUACGGAUAUGAUUCGUCGGUUGCAAGCCAUGAACAGGAUCAUCAUGUUAAUGAUAUGUAUCGUAGUGGAGAUGUGCGUCUUAAGGACAUUUCAGAAAUUCGUUGCUUCCCAUUGUCUCAAUGGCUUACUGAUGAAUACAGACUGAACAUUGUUUGGAUUGGUUUGUUAAAACUAGCUGAUUCGAUCAAGACAGCUGCAAGUAGUCAUGGCAAAGAAGAACUCGAACGAUUUCAACUGCUAUUAGACUUUCUUCAUUAUAUAUCUGGCAAACAUGCAAUUCGAUCAAUUUAUUUGCAAAUGUUAAAUACUGUCUUGCAAGGACCUUCUCUAUCACUGAAAUCAGUCACAUUUCCCCCAUUUACUCAAUAUCAUAACAUUCAACAAAUUUCAGUGAUCAUGAAUGCGAUUGAUUUCAACUGGCACCAUUCAGCAAGUGAACGUAGAACAAUUAUGGAAGAACUGAAACAUUGUUUAGAGACAGGUCAUACCUACAAAGAUCAUUGUCGUCUGGCAACUUCCGAAGAGAAACAUCAAAUAAAAUUUUUUUUGAAAUCUUGGCAAUUGAAUCGAAAACUUCAGACAUUUCUAACCACCAUUCAAAACCUAAUCUGCUCUUUUGAUCUUAUUCCAUGGAACACUCGAGUACCUGUUUAUCCUCAAAAGUUUUUACAGAAAGUAAUCGAAGAUCAUCAUCAAAUAGAAGUUAAAUCAACGGAGAAAAAACUCGAUUCACAACUACUUCUUAAUGCUCAGCAAAAAUAUUUUUAUCCAAAUUCGAACUCUUUUAUUAAGUCAACAUUCAUUCUUCAAAAUCUUAGUCUACAAAAACAGUUUCCAGCCGAUAUUUUCUCUUCUAUCGACGAUCAACAUAAUCAUCUCAGUGAAAUCGGCAAUUAUUUUAAGAAUCACUUAGCGGAAAGUUGGAAACGACUACAAUCUAUUGAAACUUACCACAGAGAAUAUUCUUCCCAGAAAGAAAUCACCGAAGUUCUUCAAUCUUUUCAACAAGAAUCAACUCAGUUUUGGAAAGAAUUAAUUAAAUCCAUCACUACUGCCAAUGAACAAUUAUUCCAAAUAGGUUUGGUACCAAGAACGACUCCAGCCAUUCUCAUAUCUCUGUUUCAACAGAUCUGGUUCAAUGAAGAAUAUCAAAAACCUGUUAAGUCUCUCUUAACCAAAGAUCAAUGUACACUUCUUGGGGGACUUAUAGUCAAUUGGAUUGUGGAACAACAACUCGAGAGAGCUUUACAUUUUGCUUAUCACAAUGAACGAGAAGGAUUCGAAAAAGAACUAUUGAAUACCCCACAUAUCAAUUGGACACCAUCGAAACAUUUGCCAUGGUUAAUCUUCGAACUAGAAAUGAACAUAACAAUUCGUGCAGUUCAAGUGGAUGUUGCUCGUCACAUGAUGCGACUCUCACCCGACGAUGCUCAAGUAAGAAAUAUCGUUAUGCAAAUGAAUAUGGGUGAAGGAAAAACGUCCGUCAUUAUACCCAUGUUAGCACUUAGCUUAUGUUCACCUUUAUCAAGUUUGGUUCGUGUCAUAGUUUUGAAAUCAUUAUUUUACAUGAAUUAUCAAUCGUUAAGAUUUAAAUUAGGAGGUUUAUUGAAUCGACGUAUUUUUUCAUUGGUUUGUCGUCGUGAUAUGGAUUUUAACAAAGUUCAAAUGAAUCAAAUUUUCGAUCGACUUCAACAAGGAUUACGUCGUUGUGAUAUCAUAUUAGUUUCACCCGAAGCCAUUCUUUCGUUCGAUUUGUUAACGAUCGAUAAAUGUCGACGACAUGAAUUUGACACGGCUCGUUCGAUGUUAAUGGUACAACGAUGGUUAAAAACAUUUGUUCGAGAUGUUUUAGAUGAAUCCGAUGAAAUUUUACAUUGUAAAUAUCAAUUAAUUUAUACAGUUGGUGCUCAACAACAAGUAGACGGAGGUGUGGAACGCUGGAAAUUUAUUCAGUUGAUUUUAAACUUAGUUAAAAAAUUUGCUGCGGAUAUAGUACAAACUGAUUCUGAUGAUAUUUGCUAUAAACCAUCGAAACGUAAAAGUGCUUUUCCGGAAUUUCGGUUAUUAUCAGAUCUGCCAUUUCCUAAAUUAUCUGCAACAAUUGCCAAUGAUUGGCUUAAUCAGAAAUCAUAUCGACAAAUGGAUAAACAGUGUAUUUUAUCGUUUAUUUUCAAUAUGAAAACCUCAAUUGAUGUUUUCGGCGAUCGAUUCUCAUCGAAUGAUAUUCAAUCGUUUCUUAUUCUUCGCGGUUUACUAUCUGCCGAAGUCUUAUUGGUUGCUUUGAAAAAACGGUAUCGAGUUCAAUAUGGUGUCAAUCUCCAUUCGAGUUUUAACCGAUUGAUGGCUGUACCAUUUCGAGCUAAGGACGUUCCUGCCGAAAGAACCGAAUUCGGUCAUCCAGAUAUUGCACUUCUCCUAACACAACUUUCGUACUACUACAGUGGUCUGAAUGAUUCGCAAAUACUUCAAUGCUUCAAUCGUUUAAAUGAAGAAGAACGAGACCCAGGAUCGAUCUAUGCUGAAUGGAUUUCACAGGAAGAUGAAAAUGAUGUUUCUCAAAGUAUCACACAAUGGAAAGGAAUCAAUCGGAAAGACGGUCAGCAAGAAUUUCGUCAAAUUUGCCUCAUUCUACGCUACAAUAUGUUAGUGAUCAAUUAUUUCUUGAACCACUUUGUCUUUCCUCGAGAAGCGAAACAAUUUCCUCAUAAAUUGGUUUCCUCAGCUUGGGAUUUAUCUUCAGCCGUACGAACAAAUAUUGUUACCGGAUUCAGUGGUACAAAUGAUACACAAUUGCUAUUACCCUUGCAUAUUCAUCAAUGUGAUUUAUAUCAGUUGCAACAAACUGAUGCCAUUGUCGUUAAUAAUUUAUUACAACCGGAAAAUGAAGAUUAUCAACAUUUAUCGGUCAAUGCGAUCUCAGAGACGAUAUUAUCUGAAAUCGUCAAUUAUGAACCAACAAUCAACGUCAUUCUCGAUGUGGGUGCUCUAUUUAUCGAUGGUACAAAUCGUAGCAUUGCAAUCCAUUGGUUGAAACUAUCGGAUAAAGCUAAGAUUGAUUAUGCGAUUUAUUUCGAAUCCAAUUGUAUCGUUGUUUGUGAUCGACAAUUUCAUCAUCAUUCAUUUCUAACAUCACCUGCAAGCGAACGACUUGAUCGUUGUGUUAUUUAUUUAGAUGAAGUGCAUACACGAGGAACUGAUUUCAAGUUUCCAAGUGGGUUCAAAGCUGCAGUUACCUUAGGAAAUGGUUUAACCAAGGAUCGUUUUGUGCAAGCGUGUAUGAGAAUGCGUAAACUAGGAGAAGGCCAUUCAUUGUCAUUUUGGAGUUCAGAUGAAGUACAUCGACAAAUUAUGUUGUUGAAGACAAAUUUAUUACAGUACAAACACAAUGAUUCUUGUCAGGUCAAAGAUAUUCUGCGUUGGGUAUAUGAGAAUACACAACUAGCUACUUGGGAUGGAUUGCAUCACUGGGCAGUACAAAGUCUUAGUUAUCAACGGAAAGUCAACGCCUUUCGAAACAUUCAGUGGACUGAUCAUCAGCAAAUUUAUACAGAUCAAAUGAUGGAAGAGUUAGCGGAGAAAUGUUUAGAACCGGAAAUUCUUGAAUUGAAACAAAUGUAUGGUGCACCUAGAGUAUUACAAACCAUAUCAGAGAUUUACACAAUUCGCUAUCAACAUUCGAUUAUUCAUGACUCAGAAGAGCUUCAUCAUGCUGUAUUACAACGAAUAUAUACGUAUGGUGGAUCGAAACAACGUCUGUCGCAAUUUUUGGAUGAAGAGCAACAAAGAGAAUUAGAACAAGAGUUAGAACAAGAACGAGAACAAGAACACGAACAAAAGAGUUCUCGACCUGUUCGUCCAUGCGAACCUAUACUUCACGAAGAAAUCAAAAGGCUAUGUAAUCCAGAGGAUUCCAUGCUGGACUUGGCCGAAUUACCUUUGGUAUUUUGUCCCUUAGCAUAUGCUUUCAUCGAUUCAACAUUCUUUGAAGUAUGUCAACCUAAUAAUUGGCAACCAAAUUUUUGGAUUUCGACAGAAUUUCAACGAGUAAUUGAAAAUAAAGAAGAAUCAUUAGAUCUAUUUUUACGUCCUCCACGUUGGAUAGUAGUCUAUCGAAAUGAGCAUAUUAUUUUUGUCAACGCUUUUGAAGCCAAUUGGUUAAUGGGACAAUUGCACCAUCUUUAUCACCAGGAAGAAUUGCACGUACCCUCAAUCACUACAUUACGCUUAUUACUACCACGUCUUAAGCGAAAUCAAUCAAUCUUCGCCCAUACACCAGCUCUGACGAUUCCUCAUGAUGCUAUCGAUUUCGUUUUACCCGUGGAUUGGUUGGCUCAAUUAUUCGUCUUCAAUGGUACUAUUUAUUUCGAAACUGUUGAGGAAGAAACAGCCUAUUGUCAAUGUUUAGCUUUGUGUCUCAAACCUCGAACGACAAUCGAAGAAGAUGCCUUUGAAAACGGUUUGAUUGCACUUGAUGGAUUUGUUCAAGAGCCGGAACAUCGUUGCCAUUUACAGAUUGAUCGAGCUCGAUUCAAUUCUAACCCUUUAGCAUUCGUCAAAGAACUCCUUAAAAAUCGAAACAAUACGUAUGCAUCUGUAACUUCACAUAUUGGAAAUAUUAUUUACAAUUCUUUCAAAUCUCUCACGCCUGAACAAGGCUAA